Messenger RNA from Salpingoeca rosetta, 2891 nucleotides. RefSeq lists its product as uncharacterized. Gene Ontology annotation, molecular function: protein binding. The record is from RefSeq and is a predicted model, not a curated record. Lineage: Eukaryota; Choanoflagellata; Craspedida; Salpingoecidae. The transcript has 10 exons. The coding region runs from base 99 to 2891 and encodes 930 amino acids.
GGCAGCAAGCACAAUACAGCAGAAGGAACCACAAAGGGAGUGAGGGGACAACACACACCACAGCAAACCACACAGCAAACCACACAAAAAACGACGGGAUGGGGAACAAGCAGUCCUCGGUCUCCAUCUCAGCGAGAAACAGUGCUGGGGAGGACGCCGUGCCUGCAGGCAGACUGUCCACCAGCAGCAAACAACGCGCAUCCGCCCUCCUUUCCCUCCCAAACACUUCAGCCACGUCAUCUGUGCGACAAUCUGUGGACUCCAACGCGCACGAAGGCGCGCCGUCAUCAAACACGACCAGCGAUUGCGGAGGCGCCGUGCAGGAAUCAUCACAGCCGCAGUCACCGUCAGCGACCACCACGCACAGCAGCCAGCAACCUACACACGAAGGACCCGCCAACACAGAGCAAAGCAAGGCCGCCACCAAUGGCGACGCCCCGCCCAUUCUCUUGGCCGGGUACGAGCCGCUGUACCCCAACGACAACGAGGUGUUGCCCGUCGUUCUUGAUCGAGACGAGUCCGGAUUCGGCUUCACCUUCGUUGGCCCCGCCGACUCCGAAGGCAUGACAGGACUUUACAUCACGCGCGUAAAGCCCAACACACCCGCCGCAGAAUCAAACUUGCUCAUGCGCGCACAGCAGAUCCUGGCCGUGAAUGGCGAAGAUGUGCUCCUUGCAUCCAAGUUUGACGUACAGAACAUGCUUCGUCAGUGCGAUACCGUACUGCUGGAAGUCAAAUACGACGCAGAAGGCUUUGCCGUCUACGACCAAGGAGAGGAGCUGCGACGCAUCAGCUUCAUGGUGUUUGCAGAUGCGGAAGCAGAGGAUGGCGAGAACGAAAUUCAAACCUUCAGCGCACGCUACCUGGGACAUGCUUCCAUUCAAGAUGCGCGGCUAGAGUCCAUGCAUGCCGUGUACAAACAGCUGCGCAAAAAACCAGAAAAGAACCACAAGACGAAGCUGCUGCUUGGUGUCGGUGUCAUGGACAUUCGCGUCUUCCCCGCACGCGGCAACCCGAGCCCUGAUCUGGCACGCCGCCAUCUGCUGAUUGAUGUACUGAACUGUGUUGCCUCGAGCAACGUACUUGCGCUCGUGAGCAACGACCUUGUUGUCAAUAGCCACCGUCAGAAGACGUGCUACAUCUACACCCUCAAGAACAAAAAGGAGGCUGCGCGGGCCGCUGACGUCAUUUCUGCCCGCUGCAACGCUGGGUUUUCGCGCGUGCAGCGUGAGCUGAGUCGCCAGCGCCAGCGCACCCAAUCCAUGCACAUGACGCGCGAGAAGCGGCUCUCCAUCCGCAGAAACUCUAUGCGCACGCGCGCGGCCACCACCAGUACUGCCCAACGCAAAGCAAGCACAACCUCCACAGGCGCUCCUGCGGGCCCCAAGACAGGCUCACUGCGCGGCGGUGGAGUGCUUGACUUCCGCAAAACGCCUCUUCAAGAACAGCGAUGGUACUUUGCCAGCAUGACGCAAACCGAUGCCAUUCGCGUGCUUGUUGAGCGCGCGCCAGCGGGCGGGUUCCUCGUGUUCCCUUCUGGGCCGCCGCAGGAGUACGAGGUGUGCGUCAAGGAGGGCGCACGUGACAUACGCAGCAUGAAGAUGAUUCCACAUGUGGAGGAGGACAGCCAGAUCUACUACACGCUGGAGGGGCACGAGAUGCUGUUCAGGAGCGUGGUGCUGCUUGUGUGGUACUUUGGCCACCACCCGUAUGCACACAGCGAGGACGGGCAGCCGCUCAUGUUCCGUCUUCCUCGCCGCCGCAAGUCCAAGACGCAGCAGAAGGAUGUGGACCGGCCCCGCUCACACAUUUCAAAGGAGAUUCCUGCGACCAAAAAGCGAGCCAGUGGCACCGCCGACGCAAGCGGCGAUGCACCGGCACAGCAACAGGCUGCCAGCACCGCAGGCACGGCAACGCAAAGCACGCACAUCUUAGAGCCCGAAACGCAGCACCAUCAGCAGCAGCAAGACCAGCAGCAGCAACAGCAGCAACAACAAGCGCAGGUGCACGGUGGCGAAGAAGGUGCGGCUGAGGUGUCACCGAGAACAGAAUCGCAACAAGAGCGCGCUGCACAAGGAGAAGAUGGCGAAACACUACAGAGAGAGGGGCAAGUGGCCAAGGACCAUGCCGAGCAGGACGCGGCAACCACUUCACCCGCACAGCAGCAAGAAGAAACGACGGAAGCUGUCAAUGUGGAGGUGGAGGAGGAAGGCGCACGGGAGCCAAGAGACGUUGAGCACGAGAGCGGAGAGAAAGGGAAUGAGGAGACAGCGAAGGUGAGUGACGAUGGUGGUGCUGGCAGUGUCAACGAGGAGGAGGAGAGAAAGGAGAAGGGGGAAAGGGAGAAGGAGGAAAAGGAGAGAAAGGAGAAGGAGAAGGAGGAAAGGGAGAAGAAGGAGAAGGAGGAAAGGGAGAAGAAGGAGAAGGAAGAAAGGGAGAGGAAGGAGAAGGAGGAACGGGAGAGGAAGGAGAAGGAGGAAAGGGAGAGGAAGCAGAAGGAAGAAAGGGAGAAGAAGGAGAAGGAGGAAAGGGAGAAGAAGGAGAAGGAGGAAAGGGAGAGGAAGGAGAAGGAGGAAAGGGAGAAGAAGGAGAAGGAGGAAAGGGAGAGGAAGGAGAAGGAGGAAAGGGAGAGAAAGGAGAAGGAGGAAAGGGAGAGAAAGGAGAAGGAAGAACAGGUGCGUCAGGAACGCGAAACCAAGAGGGAGAAGGAGAAAGAAGAACAACAGGACAAGCAGGAGCACGAUGCCUCUGCUACCUCCUCUGUGCCCUUGAGGCGAACCAGCGAUGAGGAGUACGCCAUGAGUGAGCGUGAGCGCCAGCUGCGAGACCUGGACGAAGAAGCCACCCGCACCCGCCUCAGCUCCAUCAGCUUUGACUUCACCUUCAACUGA